UCACACUGAGAAAACCGUUGUGAACCAACAAGUUGGGUGAGAAGAGAUCGUCAGAUUCUAUCAGAGACCAGGACAAGUGAAAAGGCCACGUUCUAUGCAAGGGGGUGGAUAUCAGCUGAGCAAACGGCUAUAUAAAUCUGCCAAUGUCAACAGCUAGCAACACUUGAUCUACAGCAAACUGGCAGAGUUUCAGUCAGAUACUGUGCAUAGUUUGAGAUCCAACACGUCCAACUACAAUAUUGUUCUUUUACACUUCUGUUUUUAGGUUGAUAACAGAUCUGUUAUCAAUUGUGUAGACCCUGUGCCAUAAGGACGCAUUGCCAGACUGGUUUUUGGGAAUACAGAAAGUUUUGUGAGUCGUUGUACGAACAAUCGUAAACAAAAUGGCGGGUGACGAAGAAGAACGAACAAGCGAUCAGAGCUCGCAGGGUCCCCCGCAACCCGAAAUGGACACGCUCGUCCCAACACGAGAGGACCGAUACAGAAAUGGCACGGCCUCGCAUUCGCCGACCACCCCAACAUCCGGCAUCAGCCAGAUGUCCCACGUGUAUUACGAAGACCCGGAAGAGACCACUUGCGGGUGGGGGCCGUUCAGCCCCGCUUGCUGCCAGUUCUUCGCUAACCCUAAGGCAAUUCUCUUCUUCCUGUCUUGGCUCGCGUUCACGCAAGGUAUGGUGGUGAACGGAUUCGUCAAUGUCGUGAUUACGACGAUUGAGAAGCGGUUCAGUUUGCAGAGUUCGGAUACGGGGCUCAUCGCGAGCUGCUACGACAUCGCGUCGGUGCUGUGCCUUGUAGUGGUGAGCUAUCUCGGCGGGACCGGGCGCAAGCCACGUUGGUUGGGCUGCGGAGCAAUAAUCAUGGGAUUGGGCUCGCUUGUCUUCGCCUUACCGCACUUCCUCACCCCCACGUACCAAUACAAAUCCAUCGGGAUGCAAUCCACGUGUAGUAUCGCCGCAAACUCCACGGAUAUGUGCAUGAAGGACGAUAAGCUGUUGUCGAACUACAAGUACCUACACAUGCUGGGGCAGCUGCUGCAUGGUAUGGGCGCGACCCCCCUCUACACCCUCGGUGUGACGUACCUGGAUGAAAACGUCAAGGCAACGUACUCUUCUGUGUACUUAGGUGUCUUCUACGGCCUGUCCCUGAUUGGUCCAGCUGCAGGUUACCUCAUGGGCAGCCAGUUCCUGGGCUUCUUCACUGAACUCACCAGUGUUGACAUCACCCCAGACCACCCCCUGUGGGUAGGUGCGUGGUGGGUAGGUUUUCUCCUGGCUGCCAUCAUGUCCUGGGCUGUCGCCAUCCCCAUUUUGGGCUACCCGAAGAACCUACCAGGUUCCCUGAGGCAUCGCAUGAUGAGGGAGUCGGAGGUCCACGCAACAGCGACCAACACCAAAGCGAAUGAUCCGGAGUUUGGUCGCUCUCUGAAAGACCUUCCGCGGUCCAUCUUAUACCUGCUGAAGAAUCCGACCUUCAUGUUUCUCAAUCUCGCCGGUGCCACGGAAGGGACGCUGCUCACGGGAUUCUCAACGUUUGGUCCAAAGUUCUUGGAGUCACAAUUUGGGCUUAGUGCCUCAUCUGCAUCCAUGUUAAUGGGUUUUGUGGUGGUGCCUGGUGCAGGUGGCGGUGCUAUACUAGGUGGUGUUCUGGUGAACCGGCUCAAACUGAAGUGUGUCGGUAUAAUCCGGUUCUGUCUGGCGUUCAGCCUGGUCGGACUGCUGGGCUGCUUCGUGUUUCUCCUGCAGUGUAACAACGUGCCGUUUGCGGGAGUCAACACUGCCUACACGGGACUAAAUCAGACAUCAUACAGUCUCACUAGCACGUGCAACACAGACUGCCAUUGCUCCCGUGACCGGUAUGAUCCAGUUUGCGGAAAUGACAACACGGUCUACUUCUCGCCAUGCCACGCUGGAUGUGGAGGCCUGACCACCCAAUCAGGUGGCAAGGUGUACACCAACUGUUCGUGCAUCGCGCCCGAUCCGUUCAGUAACAUGACGACAGCGGUACCAGGAAAGUGCACGCCGGAGUGUGCGUACCUCCAACCACUCUUCCUGGGUGUUCUCUUCAUUAUCAUCCUCUCCAUGUUCCUGCUGUCCAUCCCGUCGCUAACGGCAACGCUCAGAUGUGUUCCUGAUACACAGAAGUCUCUAGCAGUUGGAAUACAGUGGAUUCUUGUUCGAGUCCUGGGUACAAUCCCCGGCCCGAUCUUGUUCGGCGCGAUUAUCGACCAGACGUGUAUCCUGUGGCAGGAGAAGUGUUCGGAGCAGGGCUCGUGUUACCAGUACGAAAACGCCAACCUCAGCAAAUGGAUGCUCGUUCCCGCGAUCAUCUACAAGUUCCUGUCCACGCUCUGGUUCUUCUUGGCGCUCUUGUCGUACAAACCACCAAAAACGCCGUAUUCGCCGAACGACGUUGACUCUGGGGUGGCCGAUGAGGAGUUGGAGGUCAAGGUCACCACGUUGUAGCCAUGCACCCCCUACUUGGUAAUGGUUAGGUCCAGGUGAAAGGUCACUGCAGAAUGAAAAAUUUGGAUGAUCUCAUUUUGCAUCAGGGGGUGGAAAAAAAUUUUUUUUUUUAGAAAUGUUACAGCAUGGAGGUAAGAAGUGUGAUUUUUUUACCUCCAUGGUUAGAUUCUGUGCACUCUACAAGGAAAAACAAAAUGUGCUGGCAAAACCACUACAGCAAUAGAUAGAAGGUUGACCUAUAUUUUACGGACCUAAUUAACAGGGCUAAUUAAUAGAAUGCUAAUUACUAAAAUGUGUUAAUUUCACAGCAUUUAUAAUUAGCAUUAAAAAUUGCUUGCAGUAAUCAAAAGACUAUCAAAAUCUGCAAUAAACAGAAAUGAGUACUUAUUGUACAUUGUAGAUGUUGAAAUUCGUUAGAAAUAACCAAGACAAUGCAAGCUAUCAGAUAUUAAUAUGUGAAAUCAAAUAGGGAAAGGUUAUAUAUUUUGCAUAAUGGAAGAUGUAAAUAUGUUGUUUUUUUAUGAUGAAAUGGAGUGAAAUAUGUACAGGAGAGCUUAAAGUUAAGUCUGAUUCUUCACAAAACUUUAAAGCUCUCACAAAAUCAUCAUCAUUAUAUUAGCAUAGUGACAGGGAGGGACCAAAAAUGGACAUAUUCAAUUUCCUGGGCAAACUUUGCUCAGAACGUUCCAGAUUUCUGCAAGGGAGGACAGAAGAAAGUGUAUUAAUUUAUUAAAAUUAUGCUCAAAUUUGUGACCUUUGCCAUGUGUUGACCUAAAAUUGAUCCCUAAACAUGUUUACCACUAGCCUCACCCAAUGAGACAGUUUAUUUUUCAGUUGUAGCUCUUUAAUUUAAAAUCCCACUUUUUGUACUCAAAGAAGCCUGACAAAGCUAACUUUGCAGUGGGGGUAAAGACGUGAGGUUUGACAUACAAAUGUGUUUUGAAGUGAAGUGAAGGUCUUUUACUGGUCCCUUCCCUGACCUACAGUGUAUAAUUGAGGGGGAGGGGGGCAUGUACAUGUAUAUACUGUUCUAGUAUCCGAGAAUCUUUCAUCACAUCCACUAUAAUGUCGUAUGACUAGAGACAAAAAACACUCACUCAAGAUUCUGCACAAAUAACAUAACAAGAACAUGUGCCGCAGAAAGCUUCUGUAAUGAUAUAACAAUCUGUAUAUAUUGACAAUGAAUAUGACAAUGAAUAUUUUAAGGAAAGCUACUGAAUGCCAUAUAUACGUGAUAGGAAUGUCAUCUAGACCAGUGUUCUAGUCAGAAGCCAUCUAUCCAUCAUUUUACGGAAUUUUGCCACUCAUGACGGACAAAAAUUUUCCCAAUCUGUCAUUUUUGACAGACAAAAAUCUUGUAAGCUUAGUUUAGCAGCAACAGUUGUCCCUCAAAAUGUGUGGGGUCGUGUGGCGCAACGGCAGCGUGCGCGACUCGGAAUCAAGGGGUCCCGGGUUUGAGUCCUGACAUGCCACCGAUCUUAUGCCCUUGGGAAAGGCACUUUACACGACUUUCCCCUCUAGACUCAAGUGAAAAUGAGUAUUGUCUGUCCAGUAUCCGUCUCUAUGUGCAGGACACAACACCAGCAACAGCUGCCUCUGUUCCACGUGUAUUGCACUGUUGCAAUUUCAAUAGAUCAAAUCAAAUCAAAUCAAAUGCAGGAAACAGUAUUUCAGAGGGUCAAGGAUUUCAAAAUUUUCAUGAAUCCAAGAUUGUUGUGCCUACCAGAGCAAAGGGACAAGACAUUUUGUCAAAUGAAAUUGAGAUGAUGAAAAAAAAUCGGACUGGCUAGAACACAGGUCUACACUACUGAAUGCAAAAAGAUCAAGCUUGGAAUUCACAUAGGAACAAACCUUUAAAGAUGUACAUAUAGAAAGCUUGUGUUACCAUUUAAAAUAACAGGAACUACAAAAAUGUAUAUUGAAAUAAUGUCCUAAAAUUUCUACCAAUGUACCUUUUAAGUUUUUAAGGCAUGGGUGGCGGUAGAAUUUAAUGUAUUAUAUAGGAAACAAAGAUAUAAGUUAAGUUAAAAGCCAUGGCCAUAUGAACACGGUAAGAUAGUAGAUAUUUUUGUAGCACUUUAAAAAGUAUAACGGGACCACAGCAAGUGUUUAUGUUUAUAUUGUUGAGUUUUGUUUGGAAGUUUGAAAUAUUGUAUUCCAUUGUGAGCUUGAAACAGCAAUACAGGGCAUUUGACCCGAAUUAGAAGUUAAACAUCAAAUUACAGUGAUUCUUUGGCUUGAUAACCAUACACCGGCAUUAUAUAUAUACAGUAGAGAGCCAGUAUGGUUUAAAAGUGCUUGUGUUACAGUUUUAAGUUCCAUAUUUUGUGCAGAAAGAAACAAGUCUUCCAAAUCCAACAUGUAAAUGUACAGUCAAACCUGCACAAGUGACCACCUCUACAAAAGGACCACCUGGCCACCAUUAUAUAUUUUUUCCCAUUGACACAAGCAUGAAGAUUCCUGUCUAUAGCAUAGCGACCACCUGUCCAUAAAGACCAGAUUGUCUCAAUCCCCAGAGUGGUCGUCUAGGACAGUUUUGACUGCACAGAAAAAGAAAAUUGAGUCACUGCUAUUGGCUAAGGUACCAUGCAUAGAUGCAUGUAUAUUUCAAAAUAGAGUUCUGUCAAAUUUUGUCAAGAAAUAAGCCAUAUCACAACUAUAUGAAAAUAAGGCCUAAUUAGAUGGUAGACAUACAUUUUGUACUGAAAUAUGAUUUGGUUGUUUAAAACAUUUCUUUGAACAUUGCAUAAUUGCAGACAAUCUUGUGAGUGAAAUUGUUAUGAUUGAAAUAUGUUCAGCAAAGGAGUUGAAUUUUAUAUCUACAAAUGUACAUAGCGUUAUGAUCUCUGCUUUUGAGCAAUAGCAAAUUUAAAAACAGUAUCGAAUACUGUUAUUUUUUGUCUUUCGCCUU
Molecule: messenger RNA, 5373 nt
Organism: Branchiostoma belcheri (Belcher's lancelet)
Lineage: Eukaryota; Metazoa; Chordata; Leptocardii; Amphioxiformes; Branchiostomatidae
Product: solute carrier organic anion transporter family member 4A1-like
Exons: 9
Coding region: 384-2462 (692 amino acids)
Biological process (GO): transmembrane transport; sodium-independent organic anion transport
Cellular component (GO): membrane
Molecular function (GO): protein binding
Source: RefSeq, a predicted model, not a curated record